CUAAUUUAAAAUUUUGUGCCGGAAUUUCAGUGGCUGACACUGAAUUGCAUAGCUUCAAUCCAAUCGAAGCUGGGAAGAAAAAAAUGGCUUCGGCUGCGCUUCAAUUCUGGUAUUGGACAGCUCCUAUAUCCCACCGUUACCCCAAUCAGUUGGCUUCCCUAACCUCCUCACUCAAAUUCGCCACUCCUAUUUCUGCCACCAAUUCCAUUUAUCUUCCAAAACCUCUUACUGUGCGUUUUGCUCUGACUGAAUCCGACUCGCCCAAAUCGAUUGGACCUGACCCUCAAACCCUGCUCCAAGAAAUUGCUGGCAGUUUAGACCUUCCUCCUGAUUACUUUGCACAGUUUCCCCGCGACCUUCGAUUAGACCUAAACGACGCCGCAUUCGACCUUUCAAACGGACCUGUUUUAGAUGAGUGUGGUCAAGAGUUGGGAGAGACUUUGCUAAACCUCUCUCGAGCUUGGGAACUUGCUGACACAUCAACAUCCCACUCUUUAGUGAAAAAGAUUCCUUUGAUUGAGGCCAAGUUGACAGGUUCUGCCAAAUCAGCACUUGGAAAGCGUUUGAUAUCUGCUGGAAGAAGGUUUCAAUCAAUGGGACAGUAUGGCCAAGGUGAGCCACAAAAGAUUGCAAAAGCAAUGAUUGCAGCUGGCAGAGCUCUAUCUACUAGUUCAUCGUCGGCAGUGACAGUUGAAGAACCGAAAGAGGAGACGAGGGUGCUGAAAUUUGGAGAGUUGCAGGUUGAAAUAACACCAGAUAAGGCCAAUAUCGGUGCUGUAAUUGGAUUUGUUUUCGGGAUUCUUUCGUGGGAAAUUGCUCAGGGAAUUCAAAACAUUCCGGACAGUUCUUUGGAGUAUGCAAACGACAACGCUUUGCUGCUUGCUAAGUCUUUAAAGGGAGCAUUGCUUGCUCUUUUCUACUUCUCAACGUUCUUGUCUGCAUUUACCUCGGGGGGACUUGUUCUACUUGGGUUUCAGCUCAAAUCAAACAAAGGUUGAGCUUUAGGUGUGCCUUCCCUCAGUUUUGCUUGUAAAUGGUGUAUAUGCACGGUCUAAGUUUGUGAGUAAUGGUAGUGUACUAAUGUGUAUAAUAAGGGAAGUUAUCGAUGUUUAAGAAAUACUAAUGAAUAAAUAAAUUAAAGUGGAGCAGGUAAUGCUUGGAAACAUUAUGCGGCAUUAUAUGUGGGAACACAUCCUGUAGCAAAAUUGUACGAAAUCAUCAAUGAUAAAUUAGAUUGUUUGAAAAAA
Molecule: messenger RNA, 1247 nt
Organism: Vigna unguiculata (cowpea)
Lineage: Eukaryota; Viridiplantae; Streptophyta; Magnoliopsida; Fabales; Fabaceae
Product: LOW protein: ammonium transporter 1-like protein
Cellular component (GO): chloroplast
Source: RefSeq, a predicted model, not a curated record